CCCCACCUAUCGAUCUGCAGAGACCAAUGCUGAAUUCCUUGUGUUUGGCGUUUAUUUGUCGCGUGCUUCAGAAAAUGACGGAGGCUGAAUUGUACACUGUAUAUAAAGGGCUUUACGUGCCAACAAGUUUACACCCCCAAGAAAGUCUAAAAUACUAUGAGGACUUCAUCUUUCGCCCGGAUGACAUCUUGAUUGUCACUUAUCCCAAGUCGGGUACAACAUGGUUGCAAGAGAUAGUGCCGCUCAUAGUGAGUGAAGGAGAUUUCACAACUGUGCUGACUGUGCCAAACUGGGACAGAACACCAUGGCUGGAGGAACAUCGGGCGAUGUUGCUCAAUCUAGAGCAAAGACCGUCUCCCCGCAUCUUUGCAACUCACUAUCACCACCAAAUGAUGAAUGAGUCUUAUUUCAAAGUAAAACCGAGGGUUCUUUAUGUCAUGCGCAACCCAAAAGAUGUGUUCACAUCUUCAUUCCACUACUAUGGAAUGGCCUCGUACCUGGUGAACCCGGGGACCCAAGAUGAGUUCAUGGAGAAGUUCCUUGAUGGAAGAAUCAUGUUUGGUUCCUGGUUUGAUCAUGUGAAAGGGUGGCUAAGUGCUGAAGAUAAAGAGCACAUACUGUACAUUUUUUAUGAGGAGAUGAUAUCUGACUUGAAAGGAUCUGUGGAGAAAAUGGCCCUGUUUCUGGGGAAAUCUCUGAGCCCAGAAGUGACCGAGAAGAUCGCUGACCACUGUGUCUUUAAGAACAUGAAGCAAAACAAGAUGUCCAAUUACUCUCUCGUUCCAAAUGAGUUCAUGGACCAAAAGAAGUCAGAAUUUCUGAGGAAAGGAAUGGCUGGUGACUGGAAGAAUCAUUUUACUGAGGCGCAAGAGCAACGAUUUAAUGCUGUGUACAAAGACAAAAUGAAAGAUGUGAAAUUCAAAUUUGCAUGGGAAUGAUGAAAUGCAUCUUUUUAAUCUUGCUUUUAAUAAGCUUUUUUUUACAGUCUCACUAUUUUAUGUAGUAACAAUCUCUAACAGUGGAUUUCCUUGCAUCACAGGAAAUCUUGUUUUGAUUUUCUGAUCAGUCAUUUCCACAUCUCAAAUUAUGUGUUUUAUAGCAUUCUGUGGAGGAAAUAAAAUUUUAAAUGAAAACAUCUAAGUUUAUCAAACAACUUUUCCUUGAUCAUUUUUAUAGCAUUUUAUGUAUUCUAAAUAAAAUUAAACAAAUAUUUAAUGAUUUUUGCCCAAAAUUUGACAAUUACAGCUUUAUUGUAAAUGAUGUACAAUAAAAAUAAUCUUCCCUAUAGGGAAUAUAUUUACCUUGAA
Myxocyprinus asiaticus (Chinese sucker) is the source of this 1307-nucleotide messenger RNA. RefSeq names its product sulfotransferase 2B1-like. The record is from RefSeq and is a predicted model, not a curated record. NCBI's taxonomy places the organism in Eukaryota, Metazoa, Chordata, Actinopteri, Cypriniformes, Catostomidae. Bases 27 to 938 code for a protein of 303 amino acids. Gene Ontology annotation, biological process: sulfation. Gene Ontology annotation, cellular component: cytoplasm. Gene Ontology annotation, molecular function: sulfotransferase activity. The transcript is spliced from 6 exons.